AUGGCAGACGGUUCACUGGCAGACGCCGAUGACGCUCUCAGCAUCGAGGAGACCGCCUCGCGAUAUGCUCCGGACGACAAUCUGGAUACGGACCAGGACGACUUGAACGCCAGCGACUCCGAGGCCGACUCCGACACCUCGUCGGCGUGCACCACCGAUGAGGAACCAUGCUUUUCACGUCAAUUCCCUCGCGAGGUGCUCGAUCUCAUCAUCGAUGGAUUGGACCCAUCCGUUUGGCCUUCCCGCACCGACCAGUGGUGGUCUUGUACGGUCGCGUUGGAAGACAUGGCGCUCGUCAGCAAAUUCACUCGACCCCGUAGCCAAUAUCACCUCUUCCGGGAUUUGUGUAUCCCGAGCUUUGGGCACUUUGAAGUUCUUCGUGACAUAUUCCUUAUGUCGCCCCAGCUGGCGCGCCACGUCCGAGCCGUAUACAUCUACGCGAAGCCUGACCCCAAAUGCAAUCCCGACGUCACGCGGUCUUCGAUGGACACCUUGCCCUAUCUUUUUGGGAUGUUUCACGCCAUUGAGGAGCUGACAAUACUGAGCUUCUCGAAAGACCGAUAUGAAUAUAGCGAAGGCGAGGACGAUGACGACGGUGAUGACGGCGAAGAUGAGGCCAAGGAGCUUGAAUACCGCUUUAUGGAGUGCCUCUUCGAUACGUCCUUUCCCAAGUUGCAGCGCCUAACAUUCAGGAAUUGCGUCCUCCAAUCAUAUAACGACCUGGCCCGCAUUCUGUCCCGCAUGCCUUCAUUGAAGGACUUGCGGAUGUCCGGCUUCACGUGGGUUGAUUACACCGCCUACAGCCCGCAAUAUAUACCCGACCGGCACGAGCUGUGGGCUCAAUCUUCCUAUACGUUGCGGCGCUUGAAGCUUUGUGGAGAUUUCGCCCUUGCUUCACUCGAGUACGUAGCAUUGAUUACGGGCAGUAUCCACCAAAUCGAGAGGUUGGAUUGGUAUGUCGACGAUUCCUAUGAACACGAGUUUCUCUGUGCUCUGUUGGCCAAGGAGAAGGGCCUCAAGCAUCUAACAUUGACGAUGGAUCCGGAAUGGGACGACUGGGAAUAUGAAGACUACAGGACACACAGCGGUGGAGGUGUUCUGGAAGUGCUUCAGUUGAAGCAACGCAAAUCACUACGUGAUCACCAAUCACCGAAUGGAAUCUGGGCAAACCGGUUUCUCGACGCGAUCACAGCAGAGCGCAUCGAGAAGGUUGUCCUCGUCAUCAACUACAAGGAGAACGAGGUGCCCUGGUCAGGACUCGAUUGGGCGGAGGCAGACGCUCUGUUGAGCAGUUCGACGAGAUAUCCGGUCCUGAAGCAAGUCAUGGUAUGCGAUGAUUUCGUCGUGCCGGGCUUGGAACACGAUGAUUUCCACAAAGCGGGCGUGGCGGAGGACCCGAAGGAUAUUCUGGACACCCUAACUGCCGAUAUAUGGGACAGACUUCCAAAGCUCGCUGAGAGAAACCUCCUUCGUGUUGGAUCAUCCAGCGAGUGGGACGAUUGGGGCAUUGCGAAGUAG
Messenger RNA from Punctularia strigosozonata HHB-11173 SS5, 1518 nucleotides. RefSeq lists its product as uncharacterized. Lineage: Eukaryota; Fungi; Basidiomycota; Agaricomycetes; Corticiales; Punctulariaceae. The transcript has 2 exons. The coding region runs from base 1 to 1518 and encodes 505 amino acids. The record is from RefSeq and is a predicted model, not a curated record.